AUGUCGAACCAGAUUGAGCGCCUCCAAGUCCAUGGAACGACCUUGCCAGAAACCCAGACCGUCCAAACCUCCGCACAAGGGCUCAUUAGCCGACCCUCAAGGGCUCUGGAGGACAUGGCCUCAGAACAACAUCUGCUCAUCACAACAGGCAGUUCUGGAAUCUGGAAGGCAAGUCCCACUGAAUCGUUUGCAAUAGUCAUGAGGGUCACUUUGACACGUUCAAGUGAGCGCAGGAGCGUCGUCUGCAUUCCAGCGCCGACCACAUUACGCCUGCUUUCCGCCGCUCACUGCGACUGCUCUGACCUCCCGGCCGCAUACCAGGCCGCCGCCGCGAAACGCACCGAAGCCGCCUGCUGCCCCUGCCUCCUGGAGACCUCCACCGCUACAGCACAGGGACAGCGCGUCGUGAAAGCCGCCCGCGAUAGUAGCACGUCCACCGGCGGGCAGCUGUACGUGCGAGCACUUUACGACUACGAUGCCGACGACCGAACGAGCCUGAGCUUCCGCCAAGGGGACAUAAUCCAGGUGAUAACGCAGCUGGAGAGCGGGUGGUGGGAUGGUGUGAUUCAUGGAGUGCGAGGCUGGUUCCCAAGCAACUACUGCGCUGUGGUGACGGCAGCAUACGACGAUGGCAUGGGCAACAGGAUGGGCAGGGCUGACGCAGAGGCGGAAGAAUCGGGUGAAGACGACGAGCAGCACGACCAGUUUACAGUCAAUGGCGCACAUGGACCACGUCUGCCGUCAAGUGCGACUCAGCAGGAGGAAGCUGCGUUUUGGAUCCCUCAGGCCACCCCAGAUGGCAGGCUUUUCUACUUCAAUACUCUCACCGGCGAGAGCACAAUGGAGCUCCCGCUCGAGGCUCCCACAUCCGCAAAUGAAAGAGGUCCGCGCGACCAGACGAAUGUCUCCAUUCCUGACCAGACGCGCCCGCCAGCUGAGUUCCUCCACAGCGCCGCUUAUGGAGUCGACGAUGACACCGACUAUGCCUCUGCCUCCGAGACCGAAGACGCGUCGGCGACACAUGGAUCCAAGGCCUCGAGCUCAAUCUGUCAGCAUCGACGCAGACGUUCGUAUCUGUCCGACGGUGUGUCACCUGCGACAUCCAUGGAUUCUUUGAACGGCGCUUCUCCGAUGACCCGCUCGCGCACAAAUCUUACAGACGCAAGCAACGUAUCGCUUUCGGCAAUGCAGCAGGGAAUACCUCCAGUUGGUACCACCAUGCAGUCCUUCGCUAACGCGCAGGGUCACGCUUCGAGCGCUUCGUUAUUACCUCGGCGCUUCUUCGACGACGCUCACGCUGUACCAUUGACUUGGAACACGAUGGUUGAAGACAUGCGUCGCGCCGUUCAGAGAUAUCGUGAAGUCAUCAGUGCUGGUGAUCGAUCGGAAUUCGUUCGCAAAGCAGAAGACAUCUCCGACCACUUGCGUUUACUACUUGCAGCCGGCUCUGGAACGACUGACAACCAUUCUGGCAAUCCUUCCAUCAUAUCGACGAACAAGGCACUAUAUCCGCAUUUCCGAGAGAUGAUGUCAAGGUUCUCAAAAUUGGUUCUUUCAUCGCAUAUAGCCGCUGCAGACUUUCCGGCGCCGGAUUCGGCUCAAAAGUGCCUGCAAGAAGCUGAAGGGGUCCUGCAUGGCGUUUAUGGCUUUGUUGAAGUCGCGCGACAACAACGUGGCGAGGAGAUCCCGAGGCUCACGCCUGGCUUUGUUUCUGGCAGCCGGACUGCAGGAAAUUGGCGCAGCAAUGGGCUGGACUCCAAAGACCCUAUGUCCUCCAUGUCCUCUGCGGACGACGAGAUUGAACACUCCUCCGAACCCACUGAGCAGCCGAAUCAAUCUCUGCUCGAUCGCCUCGAAGAUCUCAAGCGACUGAUCAACUCCAACAUCAAGCGACUUGAUGAACAUUUGAUUCUGCGGGACAAGCUCGUUACUCACCACAAGCAUCGGCAAAUCGGCGACGCAGUGUGCAAAGCUGGUAGCCAGGUGCUCGAAGUCUGCAGACCGUACCUGGCAACGCUUGAAUCCGUAAACCUGGCUCCACUCAAUUCCGGGCUCCAGGCGCAUCAACUGAACGAUUUCUCGGAACACAAGCAGAAGAUUUACGACGCGGCCUCAGAUCUCAUCCUGGCGUGUCAGGCAGUUGCAAGCCCACUCGGGGACGAGUGGGCGGAGGUGCGAGGUCCUUCGCUGGAAGAGCGGCUGGCGAGAGUGAAGACUGUGGGAAGAGAUCUGGAUGUCGCAGCUUCGCAGAUACACUUCUCCUUGCAACUCCUGUCUGAGUUGAUGCCUUCGCAAGACUCUGGCUCAAGAGGAUCACAUCGUCUGACAGAUGGCGGGGCACCUACAGAACAGCAGCACCAGAGAAACAGCUCCAAGAGCUUGCGACCAAGUCUUGCGGACGUUGGACCUUCAAAGUCGUUUACAGAAGGCACGGGGUCGACAGGACCGCGAGAUGCGCAGCGUCAAGGCGAGAGCUCGAAACCUACGCGAUUCUUUGGAGAAGUGCCGGCACCGCAGCAGGAACGAACGUCGUUGACCGCAACAAACCGCGACUCUGAGGAGAUGCCAGACUAUCUCAGACUUGACUACGAAGGCGACAUGUCUUAUGACUUGAAGGUCGAGCCUCCGCAACUCCGAGGUGGAACAUUGACCGGUCUCGUGGAGCAGCUCACGCGACAUGACAGACUGGACUCGCCCUUCAACAAUACCUUCCUCCUCACCUACAGAUCAUUCACAACCGGACCAGAACUGUUUGAGAUGCUUGUCAAGAGAUGGAUGAUCCAACCACCACAUGGAGUUGGUGGUCACGAUCUCACAAUUUGGACGGACAAGAAGCAGAAGCCCAUUCGAUUUAGAGUUGUGAACAUCCUGAAAUCGUGGUUCGACAACUACUGGAUGGAACCGGGUAACGAGGAAAGCCAGCAGCUCAUGUCGAGGGUAUACGCCUUUGCCAAAGACACCGUACAAUCUACAAGCACGCCUGGAGCUGGUCCACUCAUGACCGCCAUUGAGCAGAGGAUGCGUGGACAAGACGCCUCAAGUAAGCGACUCGUCCUCACAUUGAACUCGCAAGCGCCACCACCGAUCAUUCCGAAGAAUAUGAAGAAACUCAAGUUCCUGGAUAUUGAUGCCUUGGAGUUUGCUCGACAGCUGACGAUCAUCGAAUCGAGGUUGUAUGGUAAGAUUCGGCCAACGGAGUGCUUGAACAAGACCUGGCAGAAGAAGCUUGCGCCCGGAGAAGCGGAUCCAGCGGAGAAUGUCAAGGCCCUGAUUCUCCACUCCAAUCAACUCACCAACUGGGUAGCCCAGAUGAUCCUCACACAGGCCGAUGUCAAGCGGCGUGUGGUUGUCAUCAAGCACUUCGUGUCCAUUGCAGACAAGUGUCGGAACCUCAAUAACUUCUCCUGCUUGACCUCCAUAAUAUCUGCUCUGGGCUCGGCACCGAUUCACAGACUUAACAGAACGUGGUCGCAGGUCAAUGCUCGCACGACGCAGACUCUGGAGUCUAUGCGAAAGCUCAUGGGCUCGACGAAGAACUUCAACGAAUACCGAGAAUCAUUGCACAAGGCCAACCCUCCAUGCAUUCCUUUCUUCGGUAUCUACCUUACGGAUCUUACUUUUAUUGAGGACGGUAUCCCAAGCAUCAUCAAGAAGACACAACUCAUCAACUUCGCCAAACGAGCAAAGACUGCUGAGGUCAUCCGAGAUAUUCAACAGUAUCAGAAUGUGCCCUACGGUCUGCAGCCAGUCCCAGAGCUGCAAGAGUACAUUCUUAGGAAUAUGCAGAGCGCUGGCGAUGUACAUGAAAUGUACGAGCGCAGUUUGCAGGUGGAGCCACGUGAGAGGGAAGAUGAGAAGAUUGCGAGACUACUAUCAGAAUCCGGGUUCUUGUAGGGCAGGGAACGGAGCAUAUCUGAAGUAUCCUCAUUCCCAACACAGCAGAAGCUCAUUGCCGUCAAGAGCAAGAAGUCGAGGGCUUCACUCGAGCACCAGCACAGCUACGACACCAGUCCCAAGAGCGGCUGGUAUACAUAGUGAUGCACCGCCAUCACCAAGAACAACGAUAAGCCAGCAUUGAAUAAGCUCUUGCUGCUGAUCUAAAAUUUCGACACUCGACCGUGAAUGAGAUGGAAUGGCUCUCGUAAUGACACGGGAAGGAAACGAAUGUAACGACGAUUCAUGGAUUGUGUGCGUCGCUGGACUCUAUAUGUUCCUCACUUUAUUGAUUCACAAUCUUCUCUUCGUCGACAGCUUUAGUCUAGACUUAUUUCCAUUCCGUCCGGCGUUCGGCGCGCGGCAGGAACCUGCUAUCAGGCAGCAGCAGCAGCAGCAUGGAGAAAAACUCUCGAGGCGUUGAGAAUCACGAUGGCGUUUCCUGUCCGUCCCUUGCUUUCGGGACUUCUCAUGCUGUGUAGCCACGCCUGUGUAGCUAUUCUUAUCUAAGAUGUGUUUCAC
Messenger RNA from Pseudocercospora fijiensis CIRAD86, 4455 nucleotides. RefSeq lists its product as uncharacterized. NCBI's taxonomy places the organism in Eukaryota, Fungi, Ascomycota, Dothideomycetes, Mycosphaerellales, Mycosphaerellaceae. Gene Ontology annotation, biological process: positive regulation of GTPase activity; Ras protein signal transduction. Gene Ontology annotation, molecular function: guanyl-nucleotide exchange factor activity; protein binding. Gene Ontology annotation, cellular component: plasma membrane. The record is from RefSeq and is a predicted model, not a curated record. The transcript has 7 exons. Bases 1 to 3894 code for a protein of 1297 amino acids.